AUUUGUGAAGACGGUGGGAAGAGAACAUCGAACCCUCCAGAGGUCAUCCCAGCACAAGCAAGGUCACCGCUCCACAUCCAGCCGCCAUUUUUAUUCUUCCUCACCUCCAAGGGCACAAGAUAUCACAAUGGGGAGCGCACGAGACAUGCUAAGUGACGAUCUGGUGGAGGAAUUCCAGAUGGCGUUCGACAUGUUUGACCAGAAGGGGGAGGGCGAGAUCAGCGUGCAGAACCUGGGGACCAUCCUGAAACAGAUCGGGCUGAACCCCAGCCGCAAGGAGCUGGAGGAAAUCAUGGCGGAGGCUGACGAGGACGGCAGCGGCACGAUGGAUUUUGACGAGUUCCUGGAGCUGAUGGCGAAACAGAUGCACCAGGAGGAGGGCGAGCUGAACGAGGACGAGGUUCGGGCUGCCUUCAGGGUCUUCGACAAGAACAACGACGGAUUCAUCAGCAUGGCCGAGUGGAAGGCGAUGGCGGAGGCGUGUGAUGAGAACCUGAGUGAGGCCGAGCUGAACGAGUUGAUGGAGGAGGGAGACGUCAACAGGGACGGACGGCUAGACUAUGAUGAAUUCAAAGAGUACCUGGUCAACUUCCAGAUCAAGUGGUAACUUGGUGAUCAGGACGCGGUAGGCGGUACUCGGGAUCCCGCCCGUACAGCCGAUCCAGGCCAGAUCCAGAUCCGCAGGGAGAUCAUCAGAUCCACAUUGAUCACGUGUCAUAGCAUGCAAGUUCAUCAAUCAAUCAAUCAAUCAAUCAAUCAAUCAAUCAAUCAAUCAAUCAAUCAAUCAAUCAAUCAAUCAAUCAAUCAAUCAAUCAAUCAAUCAUCCGCGGGCUUCAGGGUAGAAGCAUGGCGGCCGUAGACAGCUGUCUCCAGAGGCUCCAGCUGUCUCUUCAAGUUCAUCUGAGUUGGUAAAAUACAUGAAGAAAGAUAAACUGUUGUCCAACUCA
This is a messenger RNA of Branchiostoma belcheri (Belcher's lancelet), 947 nucleotides long. Its product is annotated as troponin C-like. The coding region runs from base 128 to 607 and encodes 159 amino acids. Lineage: Eukaryota; Metazoa; Chordata; Leptocardii; Amphioxiformes; Branchiostomatidae. The transcript is spliced from 7 exons. Gene Ontology annotation, molecular function: enzyme regulator activity; calcium ion binding. The record is from RefSeq and is a predicted model, not a curated record.